AUGAGUAAGAAGCAACAAGUCAUGGAGAUCCCUCCACGUUGUGUCCUCCUAGCCAAUAUCUGUUCUACAGGCUGUAUCAAGCAGAUAAACAAAUUAUUUGAGAAAAUCGACCGCAAGCAUGCUACCCGUACCACCAUUGAUCCACAACUAGAUAAAGGAAACGCAGUUGUGAUCGUGACGGGCAACAUCGAUACGGCCAUACUCUUCAAGAAGCUUAAAACGAUUAACAAAAUUCCAAAGCUUAUAGAAGCAGUUCACGAGGACAAAGAUUGGAGUUCAAACUCUACCGACGUCAAACCACCUAAUCCCAGUAACAACAACAAUGAUAACAAAGACGUAGCGCCUGUGAUUGAGAAAAAGCCGAAGAAGAAUGAAGGCAGUGAAAAAAAGGAAGAGAAGAAUAAAGGCAAAGAAAUUGAAGAGAGAAAAAACAAGGUCCAAGAGGAGCAACGGGCACCUGUGGGCACCAUGCAUAAUCAUCUGCCGGGUCCGGUGGGUGGUGAGACGACAUAUGGUUCAGAAGAGGCAAAGAUGCAUGGUAGAUUUGGCUACCCUCCUCCCCGACAACACUACAGUUCUAUCUUUGACGAAGAGAACCCUAAUGGUUGCAGCAUGAUGUGA
Messenger RNA from Pyrus x bretschneideri (Chinese white pear), 621 nucleotides. Its product is annotated as heavy metal-associated isoprenylated plant protein 5-like. NCBI's taxonomy places the organism in Eukaryota, Viridiplantae, Streptophyta, Magnoliopsida, Rosales, Rosaceae. The record is from RefSeq and is a predicted model, not a curated record. Bases 1 to 621 code for a protein of 206 amino acids. The transcript has a single exon.